Messenger RNA from Macadamia integrifolia, 2476 nucleotides. RefSeq lists its product as uncharacterized. NCBI's taxonomy places the organism in Eukaryota, Viridiplantae, Streptophyta, Magnoliopsida, Proteales, Proteaceae. The transcript has 6 exons. The coding region runs from base 326 to 2404 and encodes 692 amino acids. The record is from RefSeq and is a predicted model, not a curated record.
AAUUUCUGGCUGCAAGUAUCUUUUUGGGAUACGGUGAUUCAGUUUCAGUCCGAGACCCGAACAGGUGAACAACGAAGAAUACAGUAAACCCAAGGAAGGAAGCCCAAGGGAGACUGGAAAGGGGAAAAUAAUAAUAUUUUUUUCAAAGAGCAAUAAAGGAGAAGAAACUCUAGCAGAGGGAGAGAGACCGAGAGAAGGAGACUGGUUGGUGGCCGCUGUUGAUCUUCAGCUUUCUCGCUCUCGUCCGCGUCAAGCAAGAUUUUGCGUGCAGAUAAGUUGUUUGUCGGGAAUGGUGGAUGCUUUGCUCGAUCAACAAUAGGUUGGAAUGGCGAGCGCUGGCGAGGAAGAUGCUGAUGCUGUUCUCAGCGAUGUGGAAGGGGAGGAUUCGGUCUCUAUAGGCCUUGAGUCUCCGUCUCAAGAAGAUAUAUCUCUGGAGAGAUUCAAGGAGAUUCUUGCAGAGCUUGAACGUGAGCGAAAAGCUAGGGAGGCUGCGGAGAGUGCCAAAUCCGAGCUUGAUGUGUCAUUUAAUCGCUUGAAGGUGCUUGCUCAUGAGGCGAUAAAGAAGCGUGAUGAGAGCGCGAGGCUGAGGAAUGAGGCAUUACGGGAAAAGGAAGAAGCUUUGAUUACAAAUGAAAAGUUAUCGGGGGAAUUAGCUGAGGCUCUGAGGCUGAAAGAUGAGCUUUCCAAACAGAAGGAAGAUAGUGCUGGGCAGCUUGAUGAGGCUGUGAAAGCAAAGGACUCUUCGCGAUUGGAAAUUGAAGCCACUGCCCAGAUGCUUGUGACUGGAAUCGAGAAGAUCUCUGGGAAGGUCAGUAACUUCAAGAAUUUCUCUGGUUCUGGGCUCCCUAGAUCUCAGAAGUACAACGGAUUACAAGCUGUUGCUUAUGGAAUUAUUAAGAGAACAAAUGAAAUUGUGGAAGAACUUUUAAGGCAGAUUGACAUGGCAACUAAGUCCAGAAAUGAAGCUCGUGAACAGAUGGAACAAAGAAAUUAUGAAAUAGCCAUUGAAGUUUCUCAGCUUGAAGCCAUGAUUAGUGGGUUGAGGGAGGAGGUGACAAAGAAAACAUCUGAAUAUGAGAAUCUGGAGAAGUCGGUUGCUGAUAAAGACGUAAAGAUAUCUGAGAUUGACAGACAGAUGUCAGAAAAGCUUGAUGUGUUGGAGAAGGAGGCAGCGGGGUUAAGGGAGUUGGUUAAUGAUUACGAUCAGAAAUUGAGGAAUUUAGAAUUGAAAAUGGAUUCACAUAGGCCCUUACUGGUUCAGCAGUUGAAUUAUAUAUCAAAAAUACAUGACCAAGUAUAUCAUGUUAUUGGGAUGUUUGAUGUUAAUAAAUCAAAUCAGUCAGACUUUUCAGAGUCAUUGUUCCUUCCACAAGGUAUGGACAUGGAUGAGAACCUACGUGCUUCUGUGGCUGGGCUGGAAUCUAUCUAUUCACUAGUCAAAAUUGCUGCACAGAAGGUAAGGGAUGCAGUGGAAGAGAGGACCCAUAAAGUAAAAGGUCUAAAUGAGACUGUUGCUCAAUUGGUGAAGGAUAAACAACAGAUUGGGUCCCUACUUAGAAGUGCUUUGUCAAGAAGGAUGUCAUCAGAUCUUUCAUCCAAAACAAGUGAGGCCCUGCAAGAUGCUGAAAAUUGUCUAAGUGAGGUAGGGAUAGACUUAAGAUUCAAUGACCAGGGGCAUGGUGGCAAUGUGGUUUAUAAUGAUGGAUCAGGCACUGUGGAAAUAGAGAAGGAUGAAAUCUUUACUCUGGCUAGUGCUCUGGAGAAGAGCGUCAAGGAAUAUCAGCUUGAGAUCAUUGAGCUUCAACAUUCUGUGGGAGAACUUAGGGCAGAGCUGAGUAUACUUAGAGCACAUUUGGAGGCUCAAGGCAAGGAACUCAGUCAAAGAAAGCAUCGGAUAGAGGAACUUGAAGGGAAGGAAAGAGUGGCCAAUGAAAAUGUUGAAGGGCUUAUGAUGGACAUAGCAGCUGCUGAAGAAGAGAUUGCAAGAUGGAAAGUAGCAGCAGAGCAAGAAGCUGCUGCAGGCAGAGCCAUAGAACAAGAGUAUCUGGUGCAGUUGUCAGCCCUUAGGCAGGAACUGGAAGAGGCGAAGCAAGUCAUGAUGGAAGCAGAGAAAAAGCUCAGAUUCAAAGAAGAAACGGCCGAAGCAGCCAUGGCUGCAAGAGAUGCGGCCGAGAAGUCUUUGAGGCUGGCAGACUCAAGGGCUUCAAGAUUGAGGGAUAGGGUUGAGGAUCUUUCCCGUCAACUUGAGGAGUCGGAUACUCGGGAAGAUUCAAGGAACAGGAACAGGCCGAGGUACAUAUGCUGGCCCUGGCAAUGGCUUGGGCUGAACUUUGUAGGAUCUCAAGUGUCUGAGACACAGCAGCAGAAUUCAAAUGAAAUGGAGCUUUCAGAACCUUUAUUAUAAGCGGAAAAUUUCCUGUGUAAUUUCAUGUAAUCUUACAAAAUGAAAAUAGGAAGUCAAAAGAUUUCCCUUCCA